Messenger RNA from Vollenhovia emeryi, 3444 nucleotides. RefSeq names its product centrosome-associated zinc finger protein CP190 (gene Cp190). NCBI's taxonomy places the organism in Eukaryota, Metazoa, Arthropoda, Insecta, Hymenoptera, Formicidae. Gene Ontology annotation, molecular function: DNA-binding transcription factor activity; RNA polymerase II cis-regulatory region sequence-specific DNA binding; protein binding. Gene Ontology annotation, biological process: regulation of transcription by RNA polymerase II. Bases 172 to 2799 code for a protein of 875 amino acids. The record is from RefSeq and is a predicted model, not a curated record. The transcript is spliced from 5 exons.
AGAGAGCUCCGCUCCGGGAUCGAACGCGAAUAGCUCCAUCUGUGAGUGACGACACAUAGUGGGAUGCUUGCGGUUGAUUGUAUACUGAGAAAAUUCGUAAGAGAUGGUGCUGAACGGGAAAUAUUGAGAUCCUGCUGAAUAGGCAUCGACACUUUUGUCAAAUACUUCGUAAUGGAGUUGGGAGUAAUUCAAGAAAAGUCACCCCCUUCGCGUGGCUUAAAACAAGUGAAGGUGGAUAAUUGGGGAUCGUUCUUUCUUCAACGACUUCAGACACUCUACUCAGAGGAACAGCUGCUCGAUCUUAAAAUUAAAUUUCCUACAAGUGAUAUUACUGUGCAGGCUCAUCGACUCGUGGUGACAACAUGUACAGACUAUUUUAUGCAACUCGAAGAACAGCAAAAGGAAAAAAAUGUGGACUUUAAUGGUGUAAUAAUUAUGCCUUCAGAUAUGCCUUACGAGUGUGUUAAGUCUAUCAUAAGCUUUAUGUACACUGGACAAUUGGAAUAUUGGACGUCGGAGCAACACGCUUUGUAUCGUACGGCGCAAAAGAUGAAUAUGACAGUCCUAACAAAAUUGCUCGACGCUCAGUUCAACACGUGCAAAAUGCAAGAUGACGGAGCAAAAGCGUCUACGCGUCCAGUGACAGCCUCGAAACCGUCAACUCCGACUGCAAAAACGAUUGUCAGUUCCAGCAGUUCGGCAUCGACCUUAUCUGGACAACCAUUGCCAGGUAGAAAGCUCCCCAUAUGGAAGAGAAAGCUAGACGAAUCUCCACCCAUGCCAGCGAUGAAUUAUGAAGUACGAACAUUCCACAGCGCAUCUUCAAUACAUAAACAGGAGACGACCCCUGGCCCAUCCAGAUUCGAUCUUCCAGAGGCAGACGAUAUUGCACUGGGAGUAUUUUCUUCAUUCGACGACAUUACAUACAAUACAAAGCCUAUUGUUCAAGCAUCCGACUUGUAUAAGAAAGGAGACUCUGGUAAGCAUUCGCCCGACAGGGACAGCAAAAAUGACACGACUGAGGAUGAGGAAGAGGAAAAUCAGGAGAGUGAGAAGAACUUGAGAGAUGCAAAUUCAGACGACGAUUGGAGCUUGACGAGCAAGAGUUACCAGAGAUCCCAAGAAGGCCCAUCUAAACGAGUACGUUUUGAUCUGGAGGAGAAAGAAAAUGUGGAAAAGCCUAAGACGAAUCUUCGCCCAAGUACCGAAGAAUCUAUCAACAAUCAUGCAAAAAUCAUCAGAGAAGUGUUAAAAAAGUAUCCCCAUUUAGUGAAGAACAAUAAAAAUAUUCGCUUGAAGAUUAUGCAGAAAGAAGCGAAAUCCUCCGACAGUAAUAUUGCUGGGAAAACGAAGGUAUCUUAUGUGGUUUUGAAAUCCGACCAUCUGUUGGCCAGCAAUAACGACGAAAACGAUUCAAAGUGUAACGGCAGCAUCGACGGCGAGACAGGCCCGUGGAAGUGCAACAAGUGUGACUUGGACGAGGAAUAUACCAAUUAUUACAUGUACAGAAGGCACAUGCAGGAUGUGCACGAGGAGAAGUUUGAUCCGAGAGUUUGCGAGCAUUGCGGCUACAAGGCAACUAAGCGCAACAUUUUGAUGUAUCAUCUUUAUACCAAGCACAACGUGCCGCCGCCAAAGAGCAUGUGCUUUCCAAAGUGUCAGGCCUGUUCGUACGUUGCCUUGUCAGAGACUCUGCUGGUGCGUCACCAGAUAAAUCAUAAUCAUCGGCCUGCUACCCGACAUCACCCUCUACCUUCGGAGGACAUUCAAUGCGGCCAAUGCAAUCAGUCAUUCAGAAGUGUCACCGAGCUCACCACUCACGAAUUGAACAGUGGACACGGAGGUAUGGCGGAUGGUAAAGAGACCAAGGGCCAUCGUUGUCCAUAUUGUGGUAAAAUGUUUGUGCGCAUAACAAAUUUGCAAGUACAUUUGGAUUGCGCACAUAAAGAAUUACAGAGAGACACCACCGAGUCUUCCCCGACUGCACCGGCUAUACCAUUGGAACCAUCAUCCGAAGCGGAGGCUCUCAGCCAUGUCGCCAGCGGUAUAGCCGCUUCCCUCGGUGUCGGAGACACCGAGACUGCACCGGAAACGCAGGAGGAAGAAACUGUAAAGAUCCAGAAAGCUACGGGUGAGGAAUAUAUUGUGUCGGAUAUGUUGGACGAUAUGACACACAACAUCACUUACAAUGAGCACGAAUUGGAGAGCCAGCACAUGAUUAUGUUGGUUAACAACGACGAAAAUUAUCAGCACGUCGACAACAAUCAUCAUCAACAGCCACAACAGUUGGAUAUUGCCGAUAACGAGCAGAUAGUCAUGCAGGGCACAGACGACGGUAUGAUCGUCUAUAUUCAUGGUGCUGAGGAGGCCGAUCAUCGAGCCUAUGACAAUUAUCAGUCUGUCGAGGCUGCGCAAGAAACGGAAGAAAUAGUAGAGGAGGUUGUCGAGGAGGUCGAGGAGGUCGAGGAGGUCGAGGAGGUUGAGGAGGAAGUCGAGGAGGAAGUCAUGGAGGAAGAGGAGGCGCAGGAGGUGCCACAAGACAUGCUGGAGGAAUGUGCUGAUAAUCAAGUCGAAGUAAUACAAUACGUUGAAGAACAAACGGAGAUAGUAGAGUACGACGAGGAACAAUGCAGCGAACAGAGCAAUAGUAUGGAUGGGCAGCAAGAGUCCGUUAUGAUAAUUGAGGAAGAGCAUGUCGAGGGCGACGAGGACAUGGGAGAGACUACUGAUAAGUCACAGAAACUGCAGAGUUUCACUACCGAAUGGGACGAAGAUAGCGCGGGCAUAACGGAAUCAUGAAUACUGUAAUACUGCAUUUUUUUUUAUUUGCUUCUGUAAUGUGUUAGUAACCUUUCACCAUGGCUAUAGUUUUAUUUUCAACAAACACUCCAAUGGAAAUUGUCUUACUUUAUGUAAUGUUUGUUGAUAGCGGACGGUGGACGCAACGAACGCGAUGCAGCCAUACCGACUUUGCCACGUAAUAUAUUUAUAGCAGUAAGCCCACAAAAUUAAUCAAACUAUUAUAUUCAGCUCUUUAGCCGGGAGCGGUAUUAUUGAAGAUAUUGUAUGAGCUUGUAUAUGUGAAUUCUAUCGUUGCACCGAUACAUUAAUCAUUUUCUUUAAAUAUAAGCUAUCAUGUAUUUUACAACAAAAGCAUGAAAUCUCCAAUAAUCUCGAUCAAGAUUGUUGACAGCAGUAGCACCGUUAAAAUCCCGUUAACUUGGAAUAAGACAUGUUUAAACUUGCAAGUUUUUUCUUUCAUAUACAAAUAUGUUUCAAUAUGCGUGUAGCUUGUUAAAAAACACCUAAAUUAAGAUUUAUAGGUUUAUUUCGUGAGAAUAUACAUUAGAUAUAUGUAUGUCGAAUGUAUAUUUGUGACAAAUCGCGUAGGUCUUUUUAACACUAUUCCGCAAGGUGAAGAAAAAUAUAUCACAUUUAAAAGAA